UAAAAAUAGAUUUAUCGUUGCAAUAAUAACACCCUCUAAAGUGGGUCACUACCGCACGACGUCACUACAGUGACACCUGGGCGUCUUGUUAAAAUGGCAAUAUCGCAGAAAGUCUUUCUUCCACUCUUCGUCUCCAUUUGGUGGACUUUUAUCGGAAACUCCAUUAAUCAAUGACCCCGUCUGUUACUACUAUCCAUUCCGCAAUGUUAGCUGCCACCCUUUCCCGGAAUAAUCUCACUUCAGCUCUUUCUCUCCUCUGUUUCCUCUCCCUUCUCUCCGGAAUCAAAUCAGACGACCUCCAAAUUCUCCUCAAAUUCAAAUCCGCAUUCCAAAACUCCAAUUCCCAAUUAUUCAACUCAUGGAAUUUGGAGAAACCCUUAUGCACUUUUACCGGAAUUAUCUGCAACACCAACAGUUCGGUUGCCGGAAUCGAAUUAUCGAAUCAGAAGCUAUCUGGGAUUCUUCCCCUGGAUUCGAUAUGCCAGCUCAAAUCACUGGAAAGUAUCUCUCUGGGGUUCAAUUCCUUGUACGGUAAAGUAAUGGAGGACUUGAGAAACUGCACGAGAUUGAAGUACUUGGAUUUGGGUAACAACAUUUUCACUGGAUCAGUCCCUGAUUUAAGCCUCUUGAGCGAUUUACAGUACCUGUAUUUGAAUAAGAGUGGGUUUUCUGGUACUUUCCCGUGGAAAUCGCUUGGAAAAUUGAAUGGUCUGGUGAACCUUAGUCUUGGGGAUAAUUCAUUCGAACCGACUGCUGAGUUCCCCAACGAGCUGUUGAGCCUUACUAAUUUAAGUGAUCUUUACCUCUCGAAUUGCAGCCUCGGAGGGAAAAUACCAACUGGAAUUGGAAAUCUGGUCGAGCUUAAAAACUUGGAGCUUUCAUAUAAUAAUAUCACUGGCGAAAUCCCAGCGGAUAUUGGGAAACUCACCAAGCUAUGGCAACUUGAGCUUUACAAUAAUAGGUUGACUGGAAAACUCCCUAUUGGGCUGAGAAACCUCACGAACCUUGCGAACUUCGACGCUUCGACGAACUGUCUUGAAGGGGAUUUGUCGGAGUUGAAGUUUUUGAGGAACCUAGUUUCUCUGCAGUUAUUUGAGAACCGCUUCACAGGUGAUAUUCCGGCCGAGUUUGGAGAGUUUAAACGCCUUGUGAGCUUGUCUUUGUACUCUAAUAAUCUCACGGGGCCUCUUCCUCAGAAAUUGGGGUCCUGGGCAAACUUCGAUUUCAUAGAUGUUUCGGAGAAUUUCUUCACCGGCCCGAUACCGCCGGACAUGUGUAAACGAGGUACGAUGAAAAAGCUUCUAAUGCUUCAGAACAAUUUCACAGGUGAAAUCCCAGAUAGCUACGCGAAUUGUCCGACUUUACUUCGUUUCAGAGUCAGCAAAAAUUCGCUCACCGGCAAAGUUCCCGCCGGAAUCUGGGGAUUGCCAGCAGUCAACAUAAUCGAUAUCGAGUUCAACCAACUGGAAGGUCCGAUUACCUCUGAUAUAAAUACUGCAAAGAAUCUUACUCAGCUAUUCGCUGGGAAUAACCAACUUAAUGGCGAACUACCUGAACAGAUUUCGGAAGCGGCGUCGUUGGUUUCGGUUCAGCUAAACGACAAUCAUUUAUCCGGCAACAUUCCGGCAACUUUCGGCGAAUUGAAGCAUCUUGGCAAUCUUCAUUUUCAGAAUAAUAUGUUCUCUGGGUCAAUACCGGAGUCAUUAGGCUCAUGUUUGUCUCUAAACGAUAUAAACAUGGCAAACAACUCUCUCUCCGGCAAAAUCCCUUCCUCUUUAAGCACUUUACAGAGUCUGAAUGCUCUAGACUUGUCCCACAACCAACUUUCCGGCCAAAUUCCGACGACUCUGGCUUCUGUCAGAUUGAGCCUUCUCGAUUUAUCCCAUAACCGGCUCGCCGGUCGAGUACCGCCGUCUCUCUCGAUUGCAGCCUAUAACGGAAGCUUCGCCGGUAACCCUGGUCUUUGCAGUUCAGAAAUCAACUCAUUCCGGCGAUGUCCUCCAAAUUCAGGCAAGUCCAAGGAUGUACGUACACUCAUAAUUUGCUUCGCAGUAGGGUCAGCGAUCCUGCUCGUGGCUUUGGUUUGGUACACGUACUUAAGGAAAAGUGAGAAAGAUGAUUACCAAGACCGGUCUUUGAAAGAAGAAUCUUGGGAUUUAAAGUCUUUCCAUGUUUUAACUUUCACGGAGGAAGAGAUUCUUGAUUCUAUUAAGGAAGAGAAUAUCAUUGGAAAAGGAGGGUCAGGAAAGGUUUACAGAGUUCCUCUCUCUAAUGGCAAAGAGCUGGCCGUGAAGCACAUUUGGAACAACCUCGAGUCACAAUUUGGCCGGAAAAAGAUCCGGAACACGACUCCGAUACUGAGGAAAAGCAGCGGCAAGUCGAAGGAAUUCGACGCCGAGGUUCAGACUCUGAGCUCAAUUAGGCAUGUGAACGUGGUAAAAUUGUAUUGCAGCAUAACAAGUGAAGACUCAAGCUUGCUUGUUUAUGAGUAUUUGCCUAAUGGCAGCUUAUGGGACCGACUCCAUGGCUGCCGGAAGACAAAACUAGACUGGAAUUCGCGGCAUGAGAUAGCCGUUGGAGCUGCCAAAGGCCUAGAGUAUCUCCACCAUGGCUGCAGCCGGCCAUUAAUUCACCGGGAUGUCAAGUCCAGCAAUAUCUUGUUGGAUGAGUUUUUAAAGCCCAGAAUUGCUGAUUUUGGCCUUGCCAAGAAUGUGGUUCAGGCUAGUAAUGAUGGCCAAAGUUCUACUCAUGUCAUUGCCGGAACUCAUGGCUACAUUGCUCCUGAGUACGGAUACACCUACAAAGUGACUGAGAAGAGUGAUGUUUAUAGUUUUGGAGUCGUGUUAAUGGAGCUAGUGACUGGGAAGAGGCCAAUAGAGCCAGAGUUUGGAGAGAACAGAGACAUAGUGAGCUGGGUAUACAGCAAUCUAAAGAGCAGAGAGGGCGUAUUAAGUUUAGUUGACUCAGAUAUUCCAGCGGCUCUUAGAGAAGAUGCUAUUAAGGUGUUGAAAAUUGCAGUACUAAGCACAGCUAGACUCCCUGAGCUGAGGCCCACCAUGAGGAGUGUUGUCCAAAUGCUAGAGGAAGCCGAGCCUUGUAAAUUGGUGGGAAUUAUUGUCACCAAAGAUGGCGCCAGUAAGAGAAUGGACGGUCUAGAUGACAAGUUUGAUCCUGACUUUUCAAGCUUCCAAAAAAUUGUCUAUCAGAAAAUCAACUCAUAAUUACUUAGUGUUAUGCACCACCAUUGCGUAGCAUAGGAAUAAAUGAAAUAACAUGUAAUAUAUAAUGUAUUAAAAGUUAUGUACUAGGGGCAAUAGGGGCCGGCGGGAUAUUAGUUUUUCUACUAGUUUUGGUGAUGAUAUUGCCUUAUAGCUAGUUUGCUACCCCGUUCGAAUUAAAAUAUUGUUGGAAUGAAGAUUCCCUUUUUGAUGACUUAUCCUAAUUCAAUUGUGGUCUGGCUCUUCUAUUUAAUAAGUUCAA
Messenger RNA from Humulus lupulus (European hop), 3480 nucleotides. Its product is annotated as receptor-like protein kinase 7. Gene Ontology annotation, molecular function: ATP binding; protein binding; protein kinase activity. The coding region runs from base 171 to 3221 and encodes 1016 amino acids. Gene Ontology annotation, biological process: protein phosphorylation. The transcript is spliced from 2 exons. Lineage: Eukaryota; Viridiplantae; Streptophyta; Magnoliopsida; Rosales; Cannabaceae. The record is from RefSeq and is a predicted model, not a curated record.